Kluyveromyces lactis is the source of this 2115-nucleotide messenger RNA. RefSeq names its product ubiquitin-protein ligase SAN1 (gene SAN1). The transcript has a single exon. The record is from RefSeq and is a predicted model, not a curated record. Gene Ontology annotation, cellular component: cytoplasm; nucleoplasm. Bases 1 to 2115 code for a protein of 704 amino acids. Lineage: Eukaryota; Fungi; Ascomycota; Saccharomycetes; Saccharomycetales; Saccharomycetaceae.
AUGUCUGAUAACCAUGAUCAAAGCCGUGAUAGUGCUCCUGACCGUGGGGGUAGCGAAUCAAGUGAGAACGGUGCAAGCGGCCCAUCCAGAAGCCAUUUUACAAUAGCCAUAAAUUAUGCCAGUUUAUCAGGGAAUGAUGAGCAAGCUGGCAACGAUGCUGCUAACACAGCAUUCACUCCUAUGAUUUUGAGAUUUGCAGAUGUCCCGAGUGAUACUUCUUCGGGGAGGCUAAACGAAGUGAUAGCGUUAGCCAGCGAAUAUAUUUUCCAGACACUAACCAGGGAUCAAAGAAGACACAGUGGACUUACGAGAGAAGCAUUUGAGAAACUUGAAGUACAGAAAGUUGAUACGCUGGACGAAAAAACCUGUGCUAUUUGUUACGAUGAUUUAAUUAAUGACCCCAAGGAUUUUGCCAGUACUUCAUCGAAGAGAGGUCGGGAGGAAAUUGGUAGUGCCGAGUCACCGAAUUCUAAAAGACAGCGUAAUGAAGAAGCAGCACCGCUACCACAUCAAGAAGGCCUACCAGAGAACGAAUCAGAUCAACGUGUAGAUAAUGAACUGCCUGAUCCUGAAUCAAGUGCACACCACACAGGAGAACAGGAAGGAGGUCAAGAAGACACUCCUACUUAUGGACAUUCAGCCACGGUACUUCCUUGUGGUCAUGUAUUUGGAAGAGAGUGUCUUUACAAAUGGACAACAGAACAUAACAGCUGUCCGAUCUGCAGGGCACCUAUCUUAAGCGAAGAGGAAUUACAGGCUCUUCACAGCAGCGAUGAUACGUCCUCAAGAGGAAACAAUGGACCAGACGCUACUCAACAAUCUACUUUUGAAUCCAUCAGAAGACUGCUUUAUGAACGUUCUCCUGAACCAGCUGUAGUGAACACAAUUAGAGAAAAUCAAUUGAAUACUAGUUCAGCAGAAAGCAUGACAACUGGCACAACAGCCUCCAAUCAAACGGAUGGUUCUCGUGUUACGGAAAAUUCAAAUACUAAUGAAAAUAGACAGCAACCAGAAUCUGCGCAAGAUAUUACUAAUGAUACUAAUAAUCAGUCAAGAACUUUUUCAACCAGUUUCAUAUUUUUCCUAUCAGAUCCAAAUGCCAACCAACCAACGGCUUUAACCACACCCCCAGUUGCUAAUACUGGUGUAACUCCUACAGCGGCAGCAACUACUGCCACGUCCCCAGCGGCUACCGGAGAAAGAAGCACAGAAAAUCAACAGGCUACGAAUCCAGUUCCCGUUAAUACCGCUGAUAAUAAUACCACACAUGCGGCCGGAAGAACGAAUACCCCAGUAAUAACCCAUUUCAACGAUCUGCCGGAAGAUAAUCAAAGAUUGUUGGGAAAUAUCAGAGCCAUUUUACGUAGAGCACACGAAGAAAGAACUAGUACUGGUCGUGGAAACGAUGACAAUAAUGAUGACAAUAACAACAAUAAUACUGCUACUAAUGCGGAAAAUACGAACAGUCAGCAGAACAGUCAUGUUGGACAUGAUUUUGCGCAAACGACAAGAAGGUUUUUCAAUUUAUUGCCAUUGCUUGGUCGGAGACAGCGAGGUCAAAACACCAAUACACAAAUUCCGUCAAACAUCCAACCACCACCAGCUAAUCCACAUACUGACCCGGCUCUAGAGAACCGCUAUUCUGCAUACUUGGAACAUUUGAAUACAUUGCGUAACGGGAACCGCCCUUCUUCGGAGGCUAACGGAAGUAGAUUUAGACUACCGUCCUUCUUUAGAUUGGGCAGAAAUACUGCCGGACAUCGUCACGAAGGAGGAAGCAGAACAUCAGCUCCUCUGUCCAAUCCACAAAUUGAUCCAUUACUAAGUUCCAAUAUAUUCAGCUCCGGAGUCGCUAGCUAUCGUCAUGCUAACGGAGUUCGGACUGUGAAUUUCACGGGAGAUAUUCCAGAACCUCCAAACCAAACAUCUCAAACAUCCUCGUCCAAUGUUGAUUCAACAACUACUAAUUCACAGCCAACUUCUGCUAAUAUUGCAUCGCACACAGAGGAAUCCUCCAACAACCAUGCAGAAAACCCUGAAAUUAGUGCAGUGCAUACGGAGCGGGCAACUUCUGAUGGAAACCAGAAUAAUGUUACGGAUGCUACCAACGAAUGA